AUGCAAAUCGCAUUCCUCAAGAAGCGUGGCGGUUUGCUCCGCGACAUCGAAUGGCCCCAAGCAGAACGUAUCCUGGCCAGCCACCGAGGAAUAGCCGGUUGUCUUCGGCCACAAAAAACAUCCCUGUCGGCGCAUCACCAACGAUACGCCACAACAAAACUACCUGCAGAAAUCCAGUUCAUAGAAGACAAUGACAGUCACCUCGACCAGCAGCCCCUGAUGUGGACUCUGCUCUUCAAGUGGGUCGAGUGUAAGCUUCCUCGUCAUCAAGGAUCUCUGAGAGCCCUUCAACAGCAUGUUCAAGACCAUUUCAGCAUGCUUCCCACUUUUGAGCUGUUGAUCUACCGGGCUGAAGAACCACCUGCUGUGGGGCUCACAAAAAGCAUCGUGCAGGCCUUCUCUCGCAUCAAUUUCCACCAUCCAGCUUCUUGUGUCUUGUUCGGCGCCAAGAUGCAGAAAGGGCGUAAGUGGUCGCCGUUCGUCAUCAGCGACAUACGAUCACCUGAGACUACACGCGAGUGCUUCACGGUUCUGGGUGCGAAGACUGCACAAGUGUGGAAUGGCGGUGCUUUUCAAAUUGUUGCACUUCUGGACAAGGCGGACUGUCAAAACUGCGAGCAUCUCUGCCUGACUGAGGUUUCCCUCCUACCUACCCAUUGGCCCCAACGUGCCUAUUUCACCUUCUCCACCAUCAACUUCAACACACCGUCGUUCAAGCAGUCCUCAUCAGGAAAUCUCAAGCCAGCGACCUAUGAAGGCAAGGCCGCUGAUGUCCGACGUACUGAAGAUCCUCCGUCAAGGUCCCAGUGCAGCAACGACGAGCGGAACACUACAGCUAGCCCUCAAGUUGUUGGCCCGGACCUGGACAAGACUCUGGCCGUGGGACUGUUUCCCAAGCCAAAAGAAAAGAUGAAGGUUGGUAACCGCCCGUCUUUGUACUCAAAGCGCUCCAGUGAUACAUGUCUGCUGCUCUUCCCUGGCCCAAGUGUUAUAUAUGACAAUGUCUCUGAGUGCUUUCAUGUCCUCAAGUUACUUUUGUGCGGGGAUAUUGAAUCAAACCCAGGACCGGACGAUAAGGUGCUGACAGCUAUUGCUAGCCUUUCAGCUAAAGUAGACUCGCGUCAUGCGGAACUUCUUGCCGUACUUAACCAAGUUCAAACCAAUCAAUCUUUAUUAGAACAGAAAGUAACCGACCUUUCUAGCAGGCUAGCGACAGUUGAGACGAUGGUAGAAUCAUAUGACUCGGGUCACCAUAUUCCUGAUCUUCCGCAAGCAGUUAAUACAGUCAUAAGAAACGAAACGACUGCUCUUCAUUCCCGACUUGACGAGUUGGAAGAUCGCUCUCGUAGAGAUAAUUUGAUAUUCUUUGGCAUUGCUGACAAUGUUUCUGAAGGUUGGGCGCAGAGUGAAAAAAUAAUCACUGACCUUAUAUCUCAAAAACUUGACCUCAACCUAUCAAAUGAAGCAAUACAGCGUGCGCAUAGGCUUGGUGCCUAUGUUCCCAAUAAGUGCCGGCCUAUUAUUGUUAAAUUUCAGUCGUCAAAAAUAAAGGAUAACGUUUUUUAUCAGAGGAAGAAGUUUCAACCCUCUAAGGUGUCAGUUAGUGAAGAUUUCUCGAGGGCAACACGACAAUGCCGAAAAAAGUUACAUGAAUUUGGUAAAAACUCUGGACAGCCGUACUCGCUACGAGUAAACAAAUUGUAUAUUAACAAGACUGUCUAUGUGUAUUGCCAUGUUACCGACCGUGUGUGCGAACUUGAGACACGCGAGGAGCGCAACAACAGUAACAUUGGUAAUGCUUCCCCCGUCACUCUUCCAGCUGCUGCCAGUUUACCCGCCCCAGCAACAUAGCUAGCACGAACGCAAUCAGCCAGUCAGGUGUCCCUGCUGUAUUCCAAUGUGCGUAGUGUGUGUAACAAGCGCGACGACUUAUCUUCCGUUAUCGACACGUGUUCUGCGGAUGUGGUACUGCUCACAGAAACUUGGCUCUCUUCCGCUAUUCAUGACUUUGAAAUAUUGCACUGCGAAGCGGGCUACAAAAUUUAUCGUUCGGAUCGUACUGGUAGUCGAGGCGGUGGUGUGUUGAUAGCUGUCCGGGAUACUUUCAUCUCUAGUGCGAUUAUGGUCGACACCAACUUAGAAUUUGUUAGCGCAUGUGUAUUUACAGGGCAUAGAAAGUUCAUUUUCAGUGUGUGCUAUAAACCGCCACAGUCUUCAACAGCAUUUUGUCAAGAAUUACAUGAUGUCCUAAAUAAGUUGACUGUGCGGUUUCCCAAAUGUCCUUUAUUUCUUUUUGGAGAUUUUAACUUGCCUUCUAUAAUCUGGUCUACUGACCC
Messenger RNA from Rhipicephalus microplus (southern cattle tick), 2336 nucleotides. RefSeq lists its product as uncharacterized. NCBI's taxonomy places the organism in Eukaryota, Metazoa, Arthropoda, Arachnida, Ixodida, Ixodidae. The record is from RefSeq and is a predicted model, not a curated record.